Messenger RNA from Cylicocyclus nassatus, 1287 nucleotides. The record is from the annotation of a GenBank genome assembly. Lineage: Eukaryota; Metazoa; Nematoda; Chromadorea; Rhabditida; Strongylidae.
AUUGCUGAAGCUAUGUCGAGUCAGCCGCUAACGCUCAAAAGGAUCGAAGAAAUCGUUGCCCCAAGGCCUGAGGACAAGCAGUACACAGAAGACGAGUUGCGCGAGUGUGAAGAGAUCCUUAUCGAGUUCGCAAAGAAGCUUGCCAAGGAAGAAAACAUUGCUGAUCUGAGAAAGUUGCUCGUGAUUACUCGUCCAUUCUAUGAUGUUGUUGGUAAGGCUAAGGCCAGCAAACUUGUCCGAGCGUUAGUGGAGUGCUGCCUAACAGUACAUCAAGAAAACAAUGAGAAGGUUACUCUGGUGCAAGAAUGUAUAGAGUGGGCCACUCAUAACAGUCGACUCUUCUUGCGCCGAACGUUACAAGCUCGUCUAAUGCGACUCUAUAAUGAUAUAGGACGACAUGUCGAAGCGCAGAAACUUGCUGGACCGUUGGUAUCCGAACUGAAGAAAUUGGAAGAUAGAGAGUUGAUAAUGGAAGUGACUUUGGAAGAAAGUAAAAGCGCGUUUGCUCUUAAGAACUUUGCCAAGGCCAAGACAGCGCUCGUUCUCGCCAGAACCAAUGCAAACGCAGGAGCCUAUGUUUCCACACAGAUGCAGGCCGCUCUCGAUCUCCAAUCCGGGAUACUCUAUUCUGCAGAUGAGAAGGACUUCAAAACCGCGUACUCGUACUGUUAUGAAGCACUUGAAGGCUAUUUACUAACCGAAAAAAGUAAAGCUGUUAAAGCACUUAAAUACAUGUGUCUCUGUAAGAUAAUGUUAAAUGAAGCGGAUUCAAUUCCUUUACUGCUAUCGACAAAGGUUUUGCAACCUGUCCAAGGGAGGGAGGUGGAUGCGAUGAAAUGUAUGGCAGAAGCGUUCAAGGAAAGGAGCUUGAGUAAAUUCAAUAAGUGCCUCAAAGAAUAUCAUGUCGAGCUGAUGAACGAUCCAGUAGUCUCUGCACACUCAAGACAACUCCGUGACAGUAUGCUAGAGAAGGAGAUUUCCCGCGUAAUCGAGCCGUACUCAGAGAUUGACUUGCAUCACAUACAGCAGUGCGUUGGUCUAACCGCGAAGCAGAUUGAACGAGCUGUCUGUACGAUGUUACUGGACAAGAAAUUUUAUGGCGUGAUCGAUCAGCAUAACGGCACCGUACAUGUCUACCAAACUCCUCAUAAGGACAAAACCUAUCAGAAAUCCGUGGAACUGAUUCGUGCACUCUCCAAGACUGUUGACAAUAUCUACAGUCGUGCUGGCACACUUUUGAAAUAAAAAUGAAAUCGCAAAUGAUUUCACUUAUAAUAAAUCUUGUGA